Molecule: messenger RNA, 4502 nt
Organism: Drosophila melanogaster (fruit fly)
Lineage: Eukaryota; Metazoa; Arthropoda; Insecta; Diptera; Drosophilidae
Exons: 3
Coding region: 289-1089 (266 amino acids)
Molecular function (GO): hydrolase activity, acting on ester bonds
Source: RefSeq, marked reviewed
AGUAUCCGUUCGCACGUCUCGUGGCAACAGUCAUGUCUUAAAGCCUGCCCUCCACGUCGAGCAGCAUGAGUCGCGGAUGGGAGUUCUACGCAGAGAUAGUGGUGGUGGUGGUGAUAGUGGUCCACUGUCCUGGUUUAGUCAGACUCAGUGUGCCAGGCGGUGCAGCGCCAACAGCUCCAGUGCCAAGUGCACCGCAUAGAGACCGCCGAUGGCUACCGGCUGAGCCUGCACCGCAUUCCCGCUCCCCAAAACCGUUGGUGCCCCCAACAGCUGCGCCCCUUCCUCCUGAUGCACGGCCUCCUCGGAUCCGCCGGGGACUUCGUGUCGGGCGGAAGGGGCAGAUCCCUGGCGCUGGAGCUUCAUGCCCGCUGCUUUGACGUCUGGCUGGCGAACGCCAGGGGCACCACCCAUUCCCGCGGGCACCGCACGCUCCAGACAAGUGACGCCCGCUUCUGGCGAUUCAGCUGGCACGAGAUUGGCAUCUACGACCUGCCCGCCAUCGUGGAUUACGUGCUGGCGAGGACGAAUCGCCGCCAGCUGCACUACGUCGGGCACUCGCAGGGCACCACCGUUCUCCUGGUGCUGCUCUCGCAGCGGCCGGAGUACAAUGCGCGGUUCGCCAAUGCCGCCCUGUUGGCUCCGGUGGCAUUCCUCCAGCACCUGAGCAGUCCGCCACUGCGGCUGCUGGCCAGCGACAGCUCCAUGGCCACGCUGCUGCUGAACAAACUUGGCCUCCACGAACUUCUCCCGGCGUCGGCGCUGACCCAGGUGGGCGGCCAGUUCUUCUGCACCGCCUCCCGGCCCACCUACGCCCUCUGCACCCUCUUCACCUCCGUCUAUGUGGGCUUCAGCGACUAUCCAUUGGAUCGUGUGAGUACGAUUAUAUAUGCGGGCCAUAAUUUAGCCAACAAAGCGCCCGAAACUUUUUUCCUCUUGUAUGCAAAAGUUUUUAUUGCACUCUGGAGUGGGACCACCUCCCGCCUCUCACCUACCAUCCCCCCACCCCUCAAGGCCACUUCCCUGAAACUCCCGGAAACAGACAAACAUACGUACUAUCGAGGGCCGAAUGAGGAAGGGCGGAGGCCUUAGUUUCGGUAAUAAAAGUUAUUUGAAUUUAAAUGCGUAAACGAGCUGCUCCUGCCGGGCAGAGCUUCCUGGUGGCCAGCCGGUCCACAACUAUUGUGGAUGCGGAUAAAAGGGGAUUACGAAGGGGUGAUAAAUGCCCAACUGAGCGGGUUAAUUGGUGCGUGCGUACGAGUCAAGUUUGUGUAUCCAGAUUAUUUGAAUACACGAAAUAUAUCAAAAUACCUUUAAAUUAGUUUAGCAACUGCACACCAGUAGGUUCUUUAUGUGAUUAACCAAAUAAGUGCCUAUAAAAAUAGAUCGCUUAUUUCCUAACCGUAUGUUAAAUUUUAAUAUUUAGAGUAUUUCCGCAUAGACUCUGGAGAAUCCGAAAUGCCCACCAUAAUGUGCAACCGAAAGGUGCUCCAAACUUUCCCCCCUCUGCCCCACCGAAAACGCCGCUCCAGCUGGCGGCUAACUAGAGUAUAACACACAUUACGUAUACGCCACGGUGCCUUGAACACUUUUUGUUUCCCGCGCACACGGUACAUUUAAAUUUUGUUUUGCCGUGAAAUAUGGCAAAUAAAUCGCGAGCGUGCAACGAAGGAAGCAACUUUAUGGCUUAUCUGUGUGUUCGGAGUGUUUUCGGGGCGCGUGCUCAAAAGGCUUACCAUCCGCAUCCGAGCUGAGUUAGUUGGUGUGUUUUUGUUGGUUGGCCGGAAUAUAGGGGGGUCGGAUUCGGAAUCGGGGUCGGACCUCGGUGCCAAGUGGCGCUUGUAAGUUAUUAAAGUGGCGCUUUGGCCAAUUGGCUGCGGCCCUGGACACUGCGAUGCAAAGCUGGAUUUGGAUUUUUUUUUAGUUGCCUGAAGAGCACAAAUAAGGGUUAGGAAGUUGCCGCGCAUACAGUGCUCGAAUCUUUUCACAUAUGCGGCCAUAAAUAAGCAUUUCAGGCGUUGAAUAAUCCAAAGGAUAAGUGAGGAGUGGAGGCGUGGCACACCCUUUUAAAUGCAUUUUAAAUAAGCAUGGCAAAAAAAAGUUCAGUUAAGACUAAGGGGAUUAAGCUGUGGAUUAAAAAACUUAUGUUAAGUGAUUAGCCCAUUGAAUUUAGUACUCAUCGGUAUCAACUUGACUCGUUGAAGCAAAAAAGUGUGUCUAUAUAGUGAACUCUUCACCCCAAAAAACUAGUUGCCAAAACUGGUAUUUGCGAACUAUUGUUUCCGAUGCGACUGUUUAACUCAGAAAACAAAUUCCCCGAGCUACUGCCACUUGACUCGAGAGUCACAGAUACUUGGCGGAGUCAUAACCUCCACGAAAAGUCAACAAACCAGAUCCGGCAGCGGAAAAUUGUUAAGCAAAUACAUGAAAGACGCCGAGCUUGAGCAAAUGGAGCGAGGCGAUACUUGCGACAACUGCCGAACAUGCCGCACCACCACCACAGAUGGAGGUCCGAAUAAAUAUUUGUGCAUAUUUAGUAACCCGGCGGCCUCCCACGCCCUCGCCCACGCCCACGACCCCCAAAGUUCAACACUCUUGGAAAAACUGCACUGCGUCGAAUAAGAUUGCAGCUGAAGUGCAAAAAAAUACAAAAUUCGAGAUGUAAGAAAAAUAAAUGCAAGGGAUGGGAUGGCAAAAGAAAAACUCGGGAAACACAAACAAGCUGGCGGCACAAAAUUGCCAGUAUUUGCCACAAGUUGCUGGCUGGUGGCUGCAAAAAGGAAAAUGGGAAAUGCGAAAUGCAACGGCCAGGCGGAAAAUCAAAUAAACAUCAAAACAAAAAAUGUGUCGCCGCAGGACGCAUGCAACGUUUCAAUGGCUUGUCAUGGCAUUUUAAAGUCGGCCGAUUUACAUAAAAUGCUAUAACUGAGGGGUCGCAAAAAGUGGCCAACAACGGAAAAAAGUUCGCUCAUUUUUUCAGACACUCUGUUUAAACAACGCUUUUCGGAUUUAAACGGAAUUUCCGCAUGCAAAACUCCCCAAUUAAACUGAUGAAGCUCUUCAGUCCCAUUUAAUUUACAAUCAGCUUUUUAUUUCUCAACGUUAGGUUUUACAUUUAGAAGGCACAAAUAAUACUAUUUACAAUUGCAAUCGGGGAGAUUAUUCAUUAAAGCAUUACAUUUUUAAAGUGUUAAUUUAGUAAGUAAAAAGAUACAUUCCUGAGCACACAGUAAUUUUAAUUGAAGAUAACUUUCCUCAACUCAUUUCCCAUUCGAUAUGGGAAACAUGCCACGGCCCAUUGACUCCACUGUGUGAGUCAGUUGGUAUUGGUAUUUCCUUAGAAAAGGACUUUAUUGAGACCUCUCUCAGCCGCCUUUUCAAAUCCGUCGGCCAUUUCAAUCAGUGGCCCGUGGCAAUAUCAAUAUCAAUCUCGAUACAAAACUGAAAAGCUCAGUGCACUUACCUUAAUCAGAGGCUGAGAAUGCGGCGAGUGAGCGAGUGCGAGCAGCUAAUUUCGAAACAAAUAGCCGCAAUAUAAAUUCAGGCAGCGCCUCCUCCAUUGCAGAAUCAAAGCAAGGACCUCUUGGCCUUUGGCCCGAGUCCUCGCUCCUGUGCCCGCUCAUGUGUGAGUGGGCGUGUAUGAGUGUGAGUGCGAGUGUGAGCGAGUGUGCUUGUGUGCACUUCCGCAUAUGCUUUGUGUCGCAAUGAAACGGAAAUAGCAGCCUGAACACACACCGAUACACACAUGAGUGGUCAGGCGGGGUGGAGAUGGAGGUCCUGUUUCCGGCGGUUGCUCAUAAAAUUUAAGCGAUUCGGCGGCAGCUUAUGCCUAACAAAAUGGCCUGCCUUCUCUUCCGUUGCCAGAGCAUCUUGCCACGCAUCCUGGAAACGACGCCGGCGGGCAUUUCGCGGGGCCAGCUGCAGCACUUCGGGCAGCUCAUCAAUAGCGAGAGAAACUAUUUUCUCUGUGCAUCACAUUCAAGUGUGGUGCGCAUUAAAUGAGUCGCAUCAUCGUCCGCAGGCAAAUUCCAGCAGUACGACUACCGCUCCCCCCGGCUGAAUACGCUGCGAUAUGGCCGGACCACGCCCCCCUCGUAUCAGUUGGCCAAUGUACGCCUGCAGCUGCAGAUCUUCCACGGCAGCCGGGACACGCUGUCCAGCCUGGCGGAUGUGCAGCGCCUGGUCAGGGAGCUGCGGAACAGCGUCACGCAGAUGUAUCAGGUGCCGGGCUAUAAUCACAUUGACUUUCUGUUCGCCUCCUCGGCGCCCCAAGUGGUCUUUCAGCGCAUUAUUCAACAGGCCUGGCAGCUGGACAUGGCAUUGGCGGCGCUUUAAGGCAACUGAAAAUUCGUGGCUACGCGUGGGACUCCGACGGAACGAGGAAACAGGAAUAAGUUCCACCAAACGUGGACUGACAACGCUUGCCCUUUAUUUAAAUAUUCUUAGAUCGCAUUGAUUUACAUUUAUGUUUUGUAAUACGAAAAACAAAGAAAACGUGGAUAAAC